Molecule: messenger RNA, 925 nt
Organism: Salvia splendens (bonfire salvia)
Lineage: Eukaryota; Viridiplantae; Streptophyta; Magnoliopsida; Lamiales; Lamiaceae
Product: zinc finger A20 and AN1 domain-containing stress-associated protein 8
Exons: 2
Coding region: 221-712 (163 amino acids)
Molecular function (GO): zinc ion binding; DNA binding
Source: RefSeq, a predicted model, not a curated record
UUUUUCAAUUGUUUUAGACUCAUAUUCAGUGAUCUGCGCAAGGCCUCUUUGUGUUUCCUCCCAAAAUUGAAUCUUUUGCGCCUCUUACUUUCUUUUCAAUUGCUUUUCUUGUGGGUUAGGAAAUGUCUAAUUUAAGUUAUUGCUCGUUUAUUUUUUAUUUUGUCUGAGCUAUGAUCGACCUAACAACUCUUUGUUUAUCAAUUGGAAGGAGCUUGCAUAAAUGGAGUCUUCCAAGGAGACCGGCUACCAACCUCGAGAAGGCCCGAUUCUCUGCAUCAACAACUGCGGCUUUUUCGGGAGCGCAACUACGAUGAAUAUGUGCUCCAAGUGCCAUAAAGACAUGGUUUUGAAACAGCAGCAGGCCCAGUUUGCCGCGGCAUCCAUUGAGAACAUGGUCAACAGCAGCAUCAAUCAGAAGGAGCCUCUUCCGGUCGAUGUGAGUGUGGAAGUCGAAUUAAAACUGGACUCCCCUCAACCGAACCCCAACCCGGUGCUGAGCGAGCCGAAGCCAAAGGAGGGACCUAGCAGGUGCAACACCUGCCGCAAGCGCGUGGGCCUGACCGGAUUCAGUUGUAGGUGCGGGAACCUGUUCUGCUCGGUGCACCGCUACUCGGACAAACACGAGUGCCCGUUCGAUUACCGGUCGGCUGCUCAGGAAGCCAUAGCGAAGGCGAACCCCCUCGUCAAAGCAGAAAAGCUCGACAAGAUCUGAAAGGGCUGACGUGGCGGGAAUCUAUCUUUACAUAUCCGGUGAUGGUUCGUCAUGCCGAUUGUCUGCGUCUCGAAAGAUUGUGGUUUGUGUGGAGUCCUGUGUCAGUUGGGUAAGGGUUGAUUACUUUGGUUUAGUUUGUAGGCUGUCGAAUUAACAUUAUUAUUAUUGUGGAAUUUGUAAUUUGCUCAUAUUUCUCUAUUGUGUUACUGCUCA